Cydia pomonella (codling moth) is the source of this 4087-nucleotide messenger RNA. RefSeq lists its product as uncharacterized. Gene Ontology annotation, molecular function: nucleic acid binding; zinc ion binding. The record is from RefSeq and is a predicted model, not a curated record. NCBI's taxonomy places the organism in Eukaryota, Metazoa, Arthropoda, Insecta, Lepidoptera, Tortricidae. The transcript has 2 exons. The coding region runs from base 2270 to 4087 and encodes 605 amino acids.
ACCUAUAAGUUUCCGUUUUUCCUUUUGAGGUAGAUACGGAAGCCUAAAAACCACAUAAAUUAAUUACUUUACAUUUGUCGAGUAUCCAGACAAUAAUAAUUAGAGCAUCUGUAAACUGAAAUGAUGUUUUUUAACUUUGUACGAGAAAUCGGCGAAUAUAAAAAAUUUCAAAACAAUGAUUCUACUUUUUAAAGAAUAAAUCAGUAUGUAUAUGUAUAUGUUUACCUAUGCUUUAGCGGGUAUACGUUCAUAGGCAACGAGAAGUAUUUUUUAAGAGGAAGAAGGUUUUGUACGAAAUAACUAUACGAGUAUUGUUUACCGAAUCCGAAUACCGAGUUAUUUAAGUUCACUAAGUAGGUAUUAUAAAUUGAUGAUUGUGAUAAUUUUAUAAGUUUAUUAUUUAAUUACCGCAAAGUGUGCCUAAACUGCUCUUCCAGUGGGAAAUUGUGGUUUAUAAUUUACGAUAGGGUUCACGACAGCGCGUUCUAUAUAUGUUAACGGCACCAAUGAUGGGACUUUUAAGAGAAAAUUUUGAGUAUUUUUGUGUUGAGAUUUUUCACCGACAUCUGUAAAAUUACUGUCGCGUUAUGAUUUAAAAGUUGAAUGUCCAAUUCGUCCUCUAUGUUUUCUAUGUAUUGAAAGCUACUGCAAUCGGUUUCAAUAUCAUUAACAAAUGAAAACUAUGGUUUUUGCUCCAGUCAUGGGAUGUAUGGCGUCAUUAAUUUUCAAACUAAUAAAUAUCAAUGAAAAAUUAAACUUAAGCAGCUCUUUGGCUCUUGUUUAUGGUAAAAUGUUGUCAGCGUUUAAAAACUGAUGGUAAAUACUUGCUUUACAGGAUUUGUCAGUACCAUCCCAUUAUUGGUGCCUGUUCCAUUACAGGGGUGUUUACUAUAAUAGGCGUAAUAAUUAACUUAAGAUAAUUAGUACCUGGGCGACCGAGCUUUGCUCGGUUAUAACUAUUUAUUGUAAUAUGGUGGUGUAUAGGUGAUAAAUGAUAAUCGUAACUACAUUUUUUUACUAAAUUAAACUUGUCUAAAACAAUAAAAAUUAAAAAAAAAAAUAUAAACUUGAACAUAUAUGUUCAAAAAAACAAAAGUUAGUCACCGGGCGAGAUUCGAACCCGUAACACUCGUUUAGCAGUCCGCGUCUUAACCCGCUGGACCAGACGGACAGUGGCCGGCUACACGAAAUUAGCGACCAUAUCCUGCGACGAAAGAAAAACGCAUGAAAACUCGAAAACACGCGUUUUCCCAAACAUAAGACUAAUCUAGAUCGAUUGUUUACCCCCAAAAACCCCCAUAUACCAAAUUUCAGCAAAAUCGUUAGAGCCGUUUCCGAGAUCCCGGAAUAUAUAUAUAUAUAUAUAUACAAGAAUUGCUCGUUUAAAGGUAUAAGAUAUGUAAUACUGUCUCACUAUUCAUAAGUGCUUGUUGCUAGGCCUACACGAAUAAAGUAUAUUUGAACGAACUGAACUGCGUGGCGUUGUAAGAGUUAUAUUUAAUAUUUAAAUUAUGUUGUUUGUACUCCAUUACUUUCCUCGCUUUCUUGUAUGUGUUUGAACAGGUUUAUAAGAUUGAUAUAUUUUUUUAUAGCGGUGAAUUUUUUAAAUAUGCUUUGCAAUUUUAAACUUGAUUGUCUGGGGUCCUUCUCUAAACUCGGCAGCAUAAGCAAGGAAUCUAAAAAAAUCUGCGAUGAAAUAAAAAAAAGGUCUUUCAUUACAUUUAAAAACAAUCCUUGUCACAUAACACUAGAAGGAAAAAUAAUUACAAAAUAUAUUCAGGAAUUGCAAAAUAUUUCUUACUUUUUCCUCAUAACCAAGCCAGGCAGGUAGGUAUUAAAGCACUACAUAAUUUUUUUGUCCAUUACGAUUCAAUGCGACAAUGCAGCGAGUGUGAUGGGCACCUUUGCAUUCGAGGCAGCGCGAUAUGACCUACAGGCAAGUAGUUAUUCAUUCAGAACAUUAAUAAAUAAAUAAGCUAAUUUUGAGGGAUGUAAAGUAACUGAUACAUAAAUAUAAACAAUAAAUACAUUGAUAGUUAUUUUAGGGUUUGUAAUGUAGGUAGUUAAUAAAUACUUUGAUAAACGCCUGACAGCGCAGGUAGAUAGAAGACGCAUUCUUGCAAUACACGAAUACUCCUGACGGUUGUGUUUCCUUGUGCUCCUGUAAAUAUAAUUAUCCCGGGGGAUUUAUUGAGUACGUUACAGUGGCGACGAGUCAAUUAAAUAGGAGAUCUCUCGACGGACAAAAAAAUUAACACUGAAGUUCGAUAUGUCGAUCGGAAAGUUGAGUGUGUUCGAUGUUAAGUGCGGGGUGUGGUCGUCAUACGUGGAUCGGCUCAAUAUGUACUUGAAGGUUAAUAAAGUGGCGGACGAUAUGAAGUUACCAGUGCUUAUCGCGUCUAUGGGGGACGAAGCAUAUGAACUAUUGGUGAAUUUGGCUAGCCCGAAAGAACCUGCGGCGUUAACAUUUGACGAGGCGGUAAAGUGCAUGAGUCAUCACUUACAGCCGGCGCCAUCGGCGUUGGCGGAGCGGUUCCGGUUUAGACAAAGGAGACAGAGCGCGGAUGAAACAAUAGCCGGUUAUGUAGCGGAAUUAAAAAGAUUGUCAAGAUAUUGCAAGUUCGGAGAAAAACUGGAUGACAACAUGCGGGAUCAGUUCGUGUGUGGGAUCAGGAGUGACAUUAUUCGCCAGCGGCUAUUUGCGGAGAGUGACGACGUGACCUAUGCGCGAGCGGUGAAGGUCGCGACCGCCCUCGAGGCGGCGGAACGGGACGCGGCCGCGGUGGAGGCGAAGGGGUCACGGGAAUCGGAGGCUAGCGGGAGCGGCGGCGGCGGAGAGGCGGCCGCGGUGCAUGCGCUCGCGCCGGCUGGCGGGAGCGGCCUACGCAAGCGGCAAGGUGGCGGAGCGGGCCCGGCAUGGGCCAGCCAGCAGCGAGCGGGAUUCGGGAGGGCCAACCGGCCCAACGGGGGCCCUGUAGUUGGGCCGCAACAACGCUAUUCGUCUUGUGGGGCCUGUGGCGCACAAAACCAUACCUACGGGAGCUGUCGCUAUAAAAACUUUGUAUGCAGCAAGUGCCAGCGCACUGGUCAUUUACGCCGGGUUUGCCCAGAGUGGGGGAGGGCGGAGAUAAGUGGCCUGCAUUUUGGAAAUGCACAACAGAUGGAGCACGCGGAGACCAGCGGGAAUGAUUAUGACAUCGAACAAGAGUUAAACCAUCUGUGUUUGAACGACUAUAAACCAGUAAGUGUUUCUGUGUAUACAGACAGUAAACUUGUUACUAUGGAAAUUGAUACGGGCACAGCAAUUGCCUGUAUAAGUAAGAAAAUGUAUGACGACCUAUUUAACUAUUGUGAGUUGGAAUCCGGUAAUACUGUUUUCACAUUUAUCAAUAAUUAUAAGUUUAAACCAUGGGGCAUGAUUAGACCUACAGUUAGAUACGGCAAUAUAACGAAAGUUUUGCAAUUAUUUAUAAUAGAUUCCGGUACGACUUCAUUAAUAGGAAGGCAAUGGUUGGCCGAAUUAGGUAUUAAGGUUCCGGAUAUCCCUAUUCCCAAAUUUAGCUGUAACUUUGUAUCUGGGAAAGAGGAGUUAAAGCAUGUGAAUGACAAGAUUGUUAAUUUGCUCGACAGAUAUAAGGAGCUGUUCAGUGGCGGUCUGGGUCGGUACACGGGCGGCAAGGCGACGCUGGCGGUGCGCGAGGGGGCGGCGCCGGUGUUCCACCGCGCGCGACCGCUGCCGUACGCGCUGUGUGCGCGGGUGGACGCCGAGCUGGACGCCAUGCUGCGCGCGGGCGUCAUCGAGCCCGUGGACCACUCUGACUGGGCCUCGCCACUGGUACCAAUUCCUAAGCCUGACGGCACUCUUAGAUUAUGUGCGGACUAUAAAUCUACUUUGAACCCCGUCUUACUGAUCGAUCGUUAUCCUUUGCCUAAAAUUGACGAUGUGUUAGUAGGUUUAAACGGUAAUAAAUAUUUUAGCAAGAUUGACUUAUCGCAGGCAUACAACCAGGUGGAACUGGAUGAGUCUAAGUUGUACACCGUAAUAAAUACUCAUCGAGGCCUCUUCAGGUAUUUUUGGACGAUGUGA